GCGAGGAGGCGGAGGAGGCAGAGGCGCAGGAGCGGCGCGCACCUAGGCCCCAGCCCCACCCUCCGCCGCCGCCAGCCCAGCGGAGAGCCGGAAGCUCCCGGGAUCGCCCCUCAGCCGCCGCCGCCGCCGCCGCCGCCAUCAUGGUGAAGGUGUCGUUCAACUCGGCGUUGGCGCAGAAGGACGCCGCGGGCCGGAAGGAGGAGGACGAGAGCAAGGAGGGCGGCUGCAGCCAAGUGCUGAUCUUGCCCCCCGGCGCCAAGGAUCCAGAGGGCGUGGUACCUAUCGCACAAAGGAGGGCUUGGUGUUGGUGUAUGUGUUUUGGAUUAGCUUUUAUGCUUGCUGUGGUGAUACUUGGGGGUGCCUAUCUAUACAAGUAUUUUGCAUUCCAGGAAAAUGGCGUUUACUUCUGUGGAAUAAAGUAUAUUGAGGAUGGCUUAACAUUAAGUGAGCCAGAUUCAGGCGCCCCAGCUCCCCGUUACCAGAUCAUUGAAGAGAACAUUCAAAUCCUCAAGGAGCAGGAGGUGGAGUUCAUCAGUGUGCCUGUUCCAGAAUUUGCUGACAGUGAUCCAGCUGAUAUCGUUCAUGACUUUCACCGGAGACUUACAGCUUACCUUGACCUCAGCCUGGAUAAAUGCUAUGUUAUUCCUCUAAACACGUCGGUUGUUAUGCCGCCUAAAAACUUUUUGGAGUUGUUGAUCAACAUCAAGGCUGGAACAUACUUGCCUCAGUCCUACUUGAUUCAUGAGCAGAUGAUAGUUACUGAUCGUAUAGAAAAUGUGGAUCAGCUGGGCUUCUUCAUCUAUCGCCUCUGUCGUGGCAAAGAGACCUACAAAUUGCAGCGCAAGGAAAUGCUGAAAGGAAUGCAGAAGCGUGAAGCAAGUAAUUGCCGAAAGAUUCGACACUUUGAGAACAGGUUUGUCAUGGAAACACUCAUCUGUGAAGAAUAGACAUACUGUUGUGACUGAAAAUACACACAUUGACCCCGCCCUUUAUAUUAUGUGCAGUGAUCUUUAUUUUAAGUCAUUUAUGUAAGUAGUGGACAAGGCUUUAUAGCUGAAUGCCAACACUUUUUAUCUUACAAUAAACCUUUUUAACGUUUUCCCAUAUUUUGAAGCAUGGUGCCCUUUUUAUAUGUUUGAAUAGCUGCUAUAUAAAGUCUUAGUUGUUAGUACAUUUCAUGUAAUGAACCUUUAAGUAAUACCAGGUCAAUAAUUUAUCCCAUUUUAGAGUAAAAUUGGAGAAUAAUUCAUCUGAAUUUAUUAUAAAGAAUACAUGCACAAAUGGACUGCAACUCUUGAGAUUUUUAAUAGCAUAUUACUUGCAACGUUGGGGAAGCAUUGGGAAAACAAUUUGUAAUAAAAGUGCAAUUCAUUUUCUUCUUUUAAUACAGUCUCGUUUAAGUUUGAUUUCCAAGUCGCUGUUCUAGUAUAAGCAUCUGCUGUAACAAAGUUAAGCAGUAACAGAAUGUUACUGACGUGUAUAUAUGCUAUGUAUGUGCAGUGAAAAUAAAUAUUACAAACCUGUUUGUCUAAA
Messenger RNA from Podarcis raffonei (Aeolian wall lizard), 1533 nucleotides. It is a transcript of the gene ITM2B, whose product is annotated as integral membrane protein 2B. Gene Ontology annotation, molecular function: amyloid-beta binding. The record is from RefSeq and is a predicted model, not a curated record. Bases 141 to 947 code for a protein of 268 amino acids. NCBI's taxonomy places the organism in Eukaryota, Metazoa, Chordata, Lepidosauria, Squamata, Lacertidae. Gene Ontology annotation, biological process: negative regulation of amyloid precursor protein biosynthetic process. The transcript has 6 exons. Gene Ontology annotation, cellular component: extracellular exosome; Golgi apparatus; plasma membrane.